AUGUUCGGGAGGACACGGAGCGAUGCAAUGACCAGCCUCCUCACGGCCGAGGGGCCCAUCAGCCAAAGCCUGUCUGCACCCGAGGAGGAAGCGCAAGAUGAAGCCACAGAAGAAGCAUCGGAGGAGCCAUCCGUGAAGCCUAAGUUUCAAGCAAAAUUGGUGUGUGGCAUAUUUGAUGAGCGACCCUUCUUUCCCACGGUGCUGCUGGCAUCACUAUUGCUUGGUGCGCUUUGCAUGCUGACGGAGCAGCGGGAAUUGAUCAAAGAAAUGUGUGGAGGCUCUUGGUUGUUCACCAACUUCUUCUCUGUGCUCUACAUUGUCACACUGGCAUGCUUGUUGACGUGCCUUCUUUCGGACCCAGGACAGAUGAGCAGGGAGAAGCAUGAUGAGAUGCAAUCUGCCGGCCUCCCCUUGCCGAAACGGUCUCACAAAGCGUGGCUGUAUAAACGACCGAUCCUCCGGUUCGACCACUACUGCCGAUGGGUAACCAAUGUCAUAGGCCUGAACAAUCAUCGAGAGUUCAUGGUGAUGUGCACGGGGCUGGCUACCAUUGCCGUUUUGGGAUUUGCAGUGGAUGCGGCUCUUCUGUUGUGGUGCCUCCCUCAAUUCAGAUUUCCAAUCUUCGUUAUUCUCCAUAUGGGAUAUUCUGCAAUCUUUGGCAAGUACAUCAUGCCCAUAUUCACAAUCCACGUGGGGUUCGUCUCAAGGAGUGAGCUGGCGAAGGAUUACAAAAACGAUGAGUUUUGGGUUCUCAACGACGUGGAGACCGGUGAGAGCACUCCAGCGAAGGAUCUCGAUGCAGACAUCUACAACGAGGCUUUCGAUAAUGAUGCCCUCACCUACGACAGUCGGAGAAAUCCCUGGGACAAGGGCUGGAAGAGCAACUGUUUCACGUUCUGGUGCACUCCAAGAUGGACUCCGGAUCAGUUGGGCGAGUUUUAA
Molecule: messenger RNA, 942 nt
Organism: Symbiodinium necroappetens
Lineage: Eukaryota; Dinophyceae; Suessiales; Symbiodiniaceae
Source: the annotation of a GenBank genome assembly